This is a messenger RNA of Branchiostoma belcheri (Belcher's lancelet), 1629 nucleotides long. RefSeq names its product ATP-dependent DNA helicase Q-like 3. Gene Ontology annotation, molecular function: ATP binding; 3'-5' DNA helicase activity; nucleic acid binding. Gene Ontology annotation, cellular component: cytoplasm; chromosome; nucleus. The transcript has 7 exons. The record is from RefSeq and is a predicted model, not a curated record. Lineage: Eukaryota; Metazoa; Chordata; Leptocardii; Amphioxiformes; Branchiostomatidae. The coding region runs from base 15 to 1601 and encodes 528 amino acids. Gene Ontology annotation, biological process: double-strand break repair via homologous recombination; telomere maintenance.
UUGAAUCACUUAAAAUGGACACAAGAGCAAGGGCUACGCGCGUAGCAAAAGACCUAUGGGGCUUCGAGAGUCUCCGUGAAGCCCAGCUUACCGCAAUUACGGCAGUUUCUGAAGGGAAAGACACAUUUGUAGGCCUUGCUACCGGACAGGGCAAGUCUAUUUGCUAUCAGAUACUGCCGAGUAUUUCUACCAGCCCGACGGUCGUCCUCGUCAUUUCUCCGCUCCACGCACUUGUUGCUGAUCAGAUACACCGAUAUGAGAGCGUCACCGGGUACAAGGGACUGCACCUGAAAAAUGCUGGAGACAUUCAACAGUACAUGGAUGGACCAGAUGGCAGUGUUCGAAUUGUUUUCAUGGCCCCAGAACAGGCAGUGUCACCACAGGGACGGAAACUGCUGCAAACACCUCCACUGCCUAUACAAGUUGUUGCAGUAGACGAAGCACAUUGUAUACCUGAAUGGGGAGAUGACUUCAGAAAAACAUUUAAGAAGAUCGGUAGCUUGCGGGCCCUCCUAAGCAAGGUGCCAUUCAUGGCCCUUACUGCCACAGCCACCCCUGAUGUCUGCAGGAGUGUGAUGGAUGCCCUGCACAUGGAGAAUCCAGUCAUGGUGAAAGGCAGUCUGGAUCGACCCAACAUCUUUCUCCUGAGGAAGAAGAUCAAGAGCACAAAGGAAGACUUCCAGCCACUUGUGGACCACAUCAUGGCAGCAGAGACAGUGCAAGACAUCAAGAAGCACAUUGUGUAUGCCACAACAAAAAACACCUGUAUGGAGCUCUGGGAGGAGCUGACUAGGAGGUGUCCAGCGAACAUAAAAAAAGCAGUGAGGGUGUUCCACGCCGACAUCUCCCGACAGGCCAAAAAAGAAGUCAUGGAAGCCUUCAGAGAUGGGUCCGUGAGAAUUGUCGUGGCGUCAAUUGCUUUUGGAAUGGGCAUCGACAUACCAGACAUAGAUGGAGUGGUUAUCUACCACGUGCCUGCCACCAUUGGACAGUUGUACCAGGAAAUUGGAAGAGCGGGAAGAGCUGGACAACAAGCAAGUGCUGUGAUUUUUUACGGAAAGGGAGAUGUCAACAAGGCUCCGGAGGAUCUAAAAGCGUUCUUGCUGACGGAUGGCUGUCUGCGAGAGGAGCUACUGAAACACCUGGGGCAGGACAUGGAGGAACAACCAGACAAGUGCUGCAGUGUCGGUGACAGUAAUGGUGACGACGGUGAUCAGGAAACAUGCUUCUUUCUGCAUCAGACUGAGAGUAGAGCUGUCCACCAGCCCAGUGAGUACAGGAAAAGAAGGGCAGACUCGAAAAAGGAGAAGGAGCUGAAGGAGGCCAUAUUGGAACUACGUGACACAUGGUACUGCGAGAGACCGGAGUUGCUCCUGUUUGGACCUGACAUUGUAAUGGCUGAUGAAACAGUGGACAAAGUUGUCACCAAGUGUAGGUCGAUUCAUCGUGUGGAAGACUUAGAAAAGAUAAGUGGCAUGCCUGCAGACAAGACUGAAGAAAUUCUUCAGGCAAUAAACAGCCUUUUCCCGGAACAGAGAAGAAAGAUUAGAGCAAGAAGACGCCGCCAUGUUUUGGGUGAUAUUGGCAACAUAGUUAGGUAAUACCCACCUCUAAUCAUUCAUCAAUCAG